AGUUCGAACGAAGCGACUGCGACGAUGAAGCUCCUGGUAGCGACAAUCCUCGUCAUCGCGGCAUGGGGAACCCUUGCUGUUUCUUCUGAAGAUCAAACCAAGGACCAGUCCGAAAGCGGCAAAUGUGAAAGGCUCGUUCCAUUGCCACCGGGGCAGGAGUCAUAUAGGCUGACCUGCGUGUACAGGUGCAAGGACGAUCCUUCUCGCUUUGAAAAUGAACCCGACGGCAUUCCUUGUGGGCACGCCCCGGUUAUACGAGAAAUAGCUGUUUGCAAGAAUGGAACAUGCGUGUUGUCUCGUCCUGUCCCCUGCCCACCAGAUGAGACGGAAGGUACUACGACUUCGGCAUCUGUAACCACUCAACAGUCUAACUCGACGCAAACGCAGUAGUGCGAAAAUGAGCACACAUGGAUCGACGACGUCCGAACGUCAAUGAUUAACAGAGCUGCCUGGUCAAGAAUACGCAGGCCGACAAAGGGACCGAAUAAAUUCAAACGCCAUACUCUAGACUGCG
This is a messenger RNA of Dermacentor silvarum, 514 nucleotides long. RefSeq lists its product as uncharacterized. NCBI's taxonomy places the organism in Eukaryota, Metazoa, Arthropoda, Arachnida, Ixodida, Ixodidae. The record is from RefSeq and is a predicted model, not a curated record. Bases 25 to 390 code for a protein of 121 amino acids. The transcript has 4 exons.